UUGGCCGCAAAUAGCCUGCCACCGCCGAAAAUGUUUUGUUUGUAAUGGAAUGUGGGUGGGCGGGUGGUUGCAAAAUUGGGAUGCGUUGGAUACUUCUUGCCUUUUUACCGCAUUUUGUUUGAAUUUUCCUCAAAAUAUAAAUUUUGUGUCAGCCGAGAUCUAUACCAAGGCUUCUAGAAAGGCAGCAAGAUGAAUAGCAAAAUAAACAGCGAUAGGAAGAAGCGGCCUGGGCUGAAGAUCUCCAUGAGUGAAUCGCCAACCCCAUCCCAGCUGACGCCGCCGCGCAACCUGGACGUGCGCACCACGCUGCGUAUCGGCACUGAGACGCUGGACGUGCAGGCGGCGGAUAUGGACGUGCUGGAGAACCUGGGCCGCGGCGCGUACGGCACCGUGGACAGGAUGCGCCACCGGCCCACCAGCACCGUGAUGGCCGUCAAGCGUAUUCCCGCUACGCUGAACUCGGAUGAGACCAAACGCACUCUGAUGGACCUGGACAUCUCUAUGCGCACACUGGACUGCGACUACACCGUUCAGUUCUACGGCGCACUCUUCCAGGAGGGUGACGUGUGGAUCUGUAUGGAAGUGAUGGACAUCAGCCUCGACAAGUUCUAUCAGAAGGUGUUUGCGCACAACGAGACAAUCCCUGAGCCGAUCCUGGCCCGCGUCGCCUACUCGGUGGUGUCGGCUCUCCACUACUUACACACCCAGCUGAAGGUCAUACACCGCGACGUCAAGCCGUCCAACACACUCUGUGACCGUCAGGGGCGCGUCAAACUGUGCGACUUCGGCAUCUCGGGCUACCUGGUCGACUCCGUGGCCAAAACGAUCGACGCCGGAUGUAAGCCGUACAUGGCUCCGGAGCGAAUUAACCCGAUGGGCGACAAGAGCUACGACAUCCGCUCCGACGUCUGGAGUCUGGGCAUCUCCAUGAUCGAAAUCGCCACUGGCAAGUUCCCGUACCGAAUCUGGGGCACGCCGUUCGAGCAGCUGAAGCAGGUGGUGGCCGACCCGGCGCCGCGCCUGCCCAAGGAGGGAUUCAACUUCUCCGUCCACUUCGAGGAGUUUGUCUCGCUCUGCCUGCAGAAGGACUACCGGGAGCGGCCCAACUACCCAACUCUGCUCCAACACGGCUUCAUCGCCGGCGCCUCCGACAUGCCCGAGGGCAUGGACACGUUCAUCGCGCGUAUCCUGGAGCUGCCGACGGCCUCGGACGCUGUGUAGCGGCGUCCCGGGGCGGCCGAGCGGCGAGUACAAACUGAGAGGGUGCCGCGCGCGACCGGCGGCCGGCGGUGCGGAGAGGGGUGCGCGGCUGCCCGGCACGCCUGGCGCGCGCUGUGAGGACACGGUGUGUGAGAACUGUGAGAGAAGACCCGGUGAGAGCAGUGAAAGGCGCGCGCGGAGCGGUGGAACGGGCGCCUCCCGCCGCGGCGACGGUGUGUGUUACGGAGCCUAGCGCCCGGCUGGCGAAGCUCGAGUGUCGGCUGCCGUCCAGAGAUGGCGCCACGGGGCGCCGUGUGUGAGUGCUGGUCGUGGCUACCGUUUUAUUACUGUGGAGUGUGUGAGUGCGGCGGCCGCCACGUUUGACUUUGUUGAAGGUUUAAUCAUACCACACGCCUAAAGAGGCGGUUUAAGUUGUAUAGUGACUUCGAGAGGCGCUGUGCCUUUUCAGUUGCCGAUCGCAGUUGGGGCGUCUUAUUUUUGAGUAUUUGGGCAGCGUUUUGCCGGGCGUUGGGCCCGGCCGUGCUGCCGGCGCUGUGCUCGCCGUGCCUAUCCCCGGACUGUGCUGAUAGCCUCUGCCGCGGUGCUCCCGCGCGCCACGGUACACUCUGCCGGGGUGCACGUCUCAGAUGACGUCACCACAUUGGUGGGCCGAGUCUGUCCGGGUUUGUGCCUGCAAUAUCGUUGAACGCCAACUCCGCCCAAAGUCGGCUGGUAUCGUGCGUGUGCCGUGCUGAUUCGAGAACGAUAUGUACCGUACUGGCACUGAUCGAGCACGAUGUGCACCGUACCGAGUCGCUCACAAUGUGUACAGUGCUGGUUCGGUGCGGUAUGUGCGGUACCGUGAGCGCCCACUGAGCCGUGUGACCGACUGCGAGCGAGAUGUGCGAUACACCAAUAUACCUGCGUCAGAAA
Molecule: messenger RNA, 2133 nt
Organism: Amphibalanus amphitrite
Lineage: Eukaryota; Metazoa; Arthropoda; Thecostraca; Balanomorpha; Balanidae
Product: dual specificity mitogen-activated protein kinase kinase 6-like
Exons: 9
Coding region: 190-1221 (343 amino acids)
Biological process (GO): stress-activated MAPK cascade; protein phosphorylation
Molecular function (GO): MAP kinase kinase activity; ATP binding
Source: RefSeq, a predicted model, not a curated record